Messenger RNA from Triticum aestivum (bread wheat), 5692 nucleotides. RefSeq lists its product as uncharacterized. The record is from RefSeq and is a predicted model, not a curated record. The transcript has 10 exons. NCBI's taxonomy places the organism in Eukaryota, Viridiplantae, Streptophyta, Magnoliopsida, Poales, Poaceae. The coding region runs from base 752 to 1771 and encodes 339 amino acids.
ACGCAAUAAAUUCUUGCACCUACCCACCGUUCCAGAAAUUUACUGACCUUAUCUCCAACCACCAGCCCGCACCCACCCAACAGCCCUCAUAUCACCCCUCUGUUUCGCUUGCCCCGGUUUAAGCUCCUCUCCCAAGCGAAGUCGCCGGCGAUUUGGCCCACGGCGAACCCAUUCCAGCGGGAGAUCUAUAGGCACCAUGUCUGACGCUGGUAGUUGUGAUGGGACCGCAGCCUCUGGGGAUGCAGCUAAUGACAACACCAAUAGGCAGCCAUUGCAAGCCAAUGAUGAACAGGCACCUCCUGCUCCAACUUCACGAAUAUCAGUCAGAAAAGCAGUAGAAGUGAUCCAGACAUUUGACGAUUACAAGAGGUGGCUCAUUACUGAAAUUGGGUUUGGUGGAAUGCUAAAGCUACCCUUGCUGCAGAAGCUCAACCUUAAGUUCAGUGCCUGGACUAUGAGCAAGGUCUGCGUCGAGCGCCGAGCAAUUGUUCUGUCAGAAACCAAGGUACUAAAGUUUUUUGCGGAAGACAUCCACAAGGUUUUUGGCAUUCCGUGUGGUCACCGAAGUGUUAAAGGGCGCGAUGGCUUCAUCAAGCCAGAAGCGAUAACAUUCAUAAAGAGGACGUUAGGGAUGGACAGGACGGGAGUGCAUAGCCUGCGUGCGGCUGAGGAAUUCCUUCUCCGUGACAUUUCCGAGGCUUCCAGCAAGAUGGAGAAGGAUUGCUUGUAGAUUGCAUUCGUCAUAUUUGUUAUGGGCCAUGGUGUGGCACCUAGAACAAAACAUGAUUAUGGCACCAUAGACUACUGGGGUGCGCUGGCAAAUACGGAGAAUAUAUCACAAUUCAACUGGUGUGAGUUUGUACUUGACUUUUUGCUAGAGGCAGUCCGGCGGCUUAAGAACGAUAUGAUGGCCAACAAUUUGAACACCAAUCUUGUUGGUUGCCACUUGUUUUUACAGAUAUUCUUCCUCGACAAUGUUGACCUUGGAAUUUUCAAUAAUAACCAUAAUGUCCUUCCUCACAUUAGUGACUUCGACCAAAGCAGCAUGAAGAACAUGAUAACAAUGGCGACUCACAUUGGGAAGGGCCCCACAUCCUACUCGAAAUGCAUGAUUCGUCAAGGUAAUGAUCUAUGCUACGCUCGUUGCAACAUUGCUGAUUCCACUGAGAGAACAUCCAACCAGCCAGUUGAUGGCGGCAAUAUGGAGGAAGAUGUUGGCAAGUUCAACAAUGACAGGAACGAUUCAGCUCAUGUAGCAUCUUCAGCUGUCGGGAACCUAAUGGAUGUUCAGACACCACUGCGUAUGCUUGGACCAAUGGACUUUAUAGAGCACAUGCAGAGCCGAUACCCCAGUCUGGUUAGGGAUGAGUUGAGUUUUAUAUUGAAGGAGCAGAAUGCCAAAUGCCAGCGUGAAAUCAACACCGCCCGCGCAAAUAUGCAGGCAGACAUGAUCAAAUUUGUGGACAAACUAAUGGCAUCAAUCAGCAAGAGGUGCAUCUGCUGUACUGCUAGAGGUUUUACUAACUGUCUGACAAGAGCAGUAGAUACAUUUCUAGUUGACACACUGAGGACUCCGGUCGGCCAGAAAAUACCAGGUGUCAGGCUCGAUAUGUCUGCUUGCAAAGAUGGCAACUCUGAACCGAGGUUCCAUGGUGAUGACCAGUCAGACCGUCAGCAGAACAAGAGGUUGCGACAUGAGGAAGGAGCACUCGCAACAAUGACAUCUCAGAUUUUUUCAGUUUGCAAGGCAGACACUGCAAGCUAUCAGUGAAUUGUUUAUUGACCUUCCGAAUGAUGGAAGCACCACGGUGUUUGGACAAAAGGCAGAGGGACUUCUUGGAAGAAAAUAUGUCUUCAGAUCUGGAUUCCAGAUAGACCCAUGGAUCAGGGGUGCUGUCCCGCUACCACCGCAGCCGUAUGUGUCCCAACAAUUGGAAGGGUUCUUUGCUACAGCACCGACAGAAGAAUUAUGCAGGAAUUUUCUUGCUCAUGAGAAUCCGAGGUUCUUACGAAUAACGGGUUCAAUGUUGAAAUGCCAGCUGGUUGAAGAUGAGCUUAUCGACCAUGAGGUGAUGUCAGUCAUUAUCAGAAGGUAUUGUCAGUCUGACCAGGAAGCAGAUAAACACUCACCAUACUUAACUUGGAGGCACCCAAUUGAACCAGAAUUCUCGACGCUUGUACUAUUGGAUCAUGAUUUCCUACAUACGGUGUCAAUGCAGAAAGCAUUGUGUGCCGACUCACUCAAAUAUGACAUCACAUCAGCUCAGCUGUUCUUCACCCCCGUUCCACGGCCUAAAGGAUGGAUUGUAGUUUUCUGGGACAUGGUAGCCCGCCUCAUGUUUGUAAUUGAUCCAAUGUACAGCAAGAGAAGCCAACCCUUGACCACUCAGCAGAGAGAUGAGAUUACAGCUUGGAAGCUACAUGAUGCCUUGUUUAUUUGCUUAAAUGAGUAUUAUGCUGGCUGGCCUGUGAGGAAAGAUGGAUGGAAAGUCACGUUCCCCGCACUUGUUGAUAGCAUUUUUUCUCGUAAUGAGACUGGAGCUUGCGUCGUCCAUAUAGCCCGCCAUUUCGAUGGGAAAAAGCUGAAGAUGCCCCUCACCAAGGUUGGUUAUCUAUGCCAGCUAGCCAAAUUACCUUUUGAGUCAUAUUUCUGUGACUCCAUUUGCAAUUUUUUGUCCUAACCACACCAAAUCCCAGUGCCAUAAAACAACACAACAUAUCGAAGGUGAAGCGGGAAACGCUGUAUGAGUGCAUGAUAUAAUAUGUGACCACACUCAUAUAAUAUGUGACCAAAUUGCUCAAACAUUGCCCUCGUGUAAAUCUUCCCGGCAUGUCUCUCAGUUGCCAGAUUUUCUCGCAUAAGAGGCCUUCCCUGAGAAACAAUGCAUCAAUAAGUAAGCAGUUAGUUCAUCAUACGAAAAAACUGAAUUUUUAAUCUGGAAAAUUUGUAUUUCAUUCACCACUUACUAUUGUUGUCCGCUUCUCCUCAUAAUUCUCCUCAGAUUCUCUGUCAAAAAUUAAACUCAUGUAUUUCCUCACAAAGAUAUGCAUUGGACACCCAGGGGGCACAUAGUUCUUCAACAUAUGAUUUGCGCUUUCACUCCGUUGAGUACUAGUCAUCUUUGCACAGAAUACGCCCUUGAAAUACGGCUUCGCCCAUUUGUGUCGUAUCUCGUACAAAUUAGUCAUGUAGUCAUGACUUUUCAAGUUGUAUUUCUCUAGGUACUUCCAUCCUUCCUCGAAUUCAUCUAUUGUUAGCAUGUGGUUGAAGACCUUAUGGAACUCUAGUUGGAAAUCACUCUUCUUUGAGUACAAAGGGCCUAGCGACUCCUUUGCCUUCUUUAGCACAUGCCACUUGCACCAUCGGUGUGCCGUGUCUGGCAUCACAUUUUGUAUGGCAACCUCCAUUGCCCUGUUCUGAUCUGCAAUUCACAAAUACAAUGGUCAAUAGUGUUUCACCCCACCUGAUUCGAUGCAUAAAUGCAACAUAAAUUAAAUUAGUUCUGCACCAUCUUACCAGUCAGGAUUGUCUGUGGUGCACUACCGCCCAUUAUCCUAACAAACUUUGAGAAGACCCACUCAAAGGUUUCAACUGUCUCAUGCCUCACAAGCACACCAGCUAAUAUGAUGCUCUGGAAAUGGUUGUUGACACCAACAAAUAACCCAAAGGGCAUGUCAUACAGGUUUGUUCUGUACGUCGUGUCAAAUGUAACCACAUCCCCAAAGAAGUUAUACUGCAGCCGGCUGUUACCGGUAGCCCACAUAAGGUUGAUGAUUCUGCCCUCAUUGUCUGCUUGAACCCGAUAGGUAAACUGUGGAUCCUUUGAGCACAGAUCAUGGAAGACUUCCAUUGUUUUCCUCACAUCAUCCUCUGAAUUCUCGCGGCUAAUCUUGCCACACAAAUUUCUUAAUGCUCUUUUAGUGAACGGCACAUUCUCCAUCCUCCCGAAGAAGCUGCCUAUAAUGCUAUACACCUUAGCAAGAUUUACAUUAUUCUGCCGCAGCUGCUUCACUAGGUCCCUGCUGUAAACAUCAAUAUGCUUGUGUGACGGCCAGUGUAUUGUCUGUCCAUAAGUUUGGGAAAGUGCAUGGUUGUGCCCAUCUCGAUGCUCUGCUAUGUACCAUCCAUUGUCCUUUGACCGAAGUAAUCUGACGAGUGCUGGGCAUUCACAGCGGCACGAACGAGUAUUUUCGACAAUUGGCUUCCCCUGAUACAAGAAAGAAGAAAGUCAGAUACAUAAUCAGGGAUUUUCAUACAUGAUCAUAAUGGGAAAAUGCUACAGCUCUUGGGGUGUAUAAUUAUCUGUACCGCGCAUCCGCAAACUAUCUCUUGCAUACACUUGGUCCUGCUAACAUUUAGCCUGCUCUUUCCAUAUCGUAUUCCAAAUCCCUUCUCCCAUGAAUACAGAUUGUAAAAGUCAUAAGCUUCUCCGAGCGUGUCAAAAGUUGUUCCAAUCUUUGGCACCAUAACCACUUUGCCUGGAUGCUCCGCAAAUUCCCUGACAGUCUUCUCCAACGCCGUUACCCUGUCUGCACAAGGAGGCCUUCCUGGAGCAGCAGCACCAACUCGCACUCUGCACAGACAGAUCAGCGAAUGAAUUACAUGUGACUAUCAGGUACAGCCUAACAUUUUGGAAUUACAAACCAUAGAAUGAUGUCAUUAAUAUAUCAUAUCACAAAUCAGCUGCUCAAUAUAUAUCUGCAUUAACAAAUUCAUGCAACCUACCAACAUCCGUAGAUAUCUAACUCAUCAGAGGUUAUGUACUCUGUUCCACCGUCGCUUCGUCAGUUAAAUGUCGCAAAUCUGAUAGUACAGACUACUUUGCCGAACAUUAUCGAGUAUUUUGAUUCACAGGGUCGUACCUUUGCGUCCACCCUGGUGUUUUGGGGUCAAUUUGUUCAAUUGAGUUCUCGGAGCACUGAGGCAUGUCCGCGGCUCCUGCCUCCGCCGGGCAUAUCUGCCCGUCGGCGCUCGAAGCCGCCGGGGCUGCAUCCUGAACCUCGGCCACCGCGGCAACUGGGAACCGCACGGGUUCCAUUGAGCCGUUGUUAUCAUUCACCUCUUCCAGGAGUGUUUUUAUCAAUCAAAAAGCAAGUUUAGAAGACCGAAUCUAGAUCAGUUCCCAACCACAGAGCCAAAAACAAUGAUAAUAUUUGGCCAAGCAUCAGAUCCGUACCUAUUUAUAGGCUGAAGUAGGAACUCCAUGGUCGCCGGAGCCUCUCACGGGUUGCUUCGCCGCCCACUUCCUCCCGCCAGAGUCAAUAUCUCCGCCUCGAGUCUGAUGGGGAUGAUAGCCAAAUCCAACCUCACUCCUCUAAUCGGCCAAUGUCCCAACUACUGCAAUAACUGCGGGCUCUGCCGACGCUAGCGGAAAGCACCGGACCUGAUCCACGGAUCAGGACGGCGGCGAGAAGCUCGAGCCACGGCUCAGCCGCGCUCAUGCGACGGCGUGCAUUUCUCCGUCGAACUUGCCCCAGCUGUCAGACGAGUAUUGUGACGUAUAUCUAAAUUUCCCGUUGUCGCUAUGGACCCACCCACCCGAACUAGCAUUGAAUACAACGAAUCUCACAGCAAUCCUGGACGGGUGUGAUUCCGAGCUCCUGUGAGCUCGCGAUCACAUACUCCGCGUCCGUCUAUGUUCCCUUUUCUUGAAGUUGAGUACUUCCACCUUAGGGGAAAUAGUAGUAACAG